AAGAAGAGGACAAAGGGCGGUGCGCUGCUUGUGUCGUCCGCCAUUUUGUGCGAAGCAAGGUGGCAUCUACGUUCCCCGAGCGACUUCUCCGCUUCUGCCUCAACCGCCCCUUGACUGCAGCUAUGUCUCGGGAUCGGUUCCGGAGUCGCGGCGGUGGCGGUGGCGGCUUUCAUCGGCGUGGAGGCGGCGGCGGCGGCCGCGGCGGCCUCCAUGACUUCCGCUCUCCGCCGCCUGGCAUGGGCCUCAACCAGAACCGCGGCCCCAUGGGCCCGGGCCCUGGCGGCCCGAAGCCACCGAUCCCGCCUCCGCCUCCGCACCAGCAGCAGCACCAGCCGCAGCCGCAGCAGCCCCCGCCGCAGCAGCCCCCGCCUCAGCAGCCGCCGCCGCACCAGCAGCCGCCGCCACACCAGCCGCCCCAUCAGCACCCCCCGCCUCCGCCGCAAGACUCGUCCAAGCCCGUCGUCCCCCAAGGCCCCGGCUCCGCGCCGGGAGUGAGCACUGCGCCGCCUCCCGCCGGCUCGGCCCCGCCGGCCAAUCCCCCGACCACCGGCGCCCCGCCGGGCCCCGGUCCUACUCCGACCCCGCCACCCGCGGUCACCUCCACUACCCCUGGCCCGCCUCCGCCUUCGACACCGAGCAGCGGAGUCUCGACGACGCCGCCCCAGACCGGUGGUCCUCCGCCUCCCCCCGCCGGCGGCGCGGGACCAGGGCCUAAGCCCGGCCCAGGCCCAGGCCCCGGCGGCCCGAAAGGCGGCAAGAUGCCGGGUGGGCCUAAACCCGGAGGUGGCCCGGGAAUGGCGCUCCCGGGGGGUCACCCGAAGCCACCUCACCGGGGGUGGCGGCGAGCCCCGCGGGGGGCCGCCAGCACCACCCGCCCCUACCACCAGCAGCAUCACCAGGGCCCCCCUCCCAGCGGGCCAGCAGCCCGCACGGAAGAAAAGAUAUCCGACUCGGAGGGAUUUAAAGCCAACUUGUCUCUCUUGCGGAGGCCUGGAGAAAAAACUUACACACAGCGCUGUCGGUUGUUUGUGGGGAACCUACCUGCUGAUAUCACAGAGGAUGAAUUCAAAAGACUGUUUGCUAAAUACGGAGAACCCGGAGAAGUUUUUAUCAACAAAGGCAAAGGGUUCGGGUUCAUUAAACUUGAGUCUAGAGCCUUGGCUGAAAUCGCCAAAGCUGAACUUGAUGAUACCCCUAUGAGGGGUAGACAGCUUCGGGUUCGCUUUGCCACACAUGCUGCAGCUCUUUCUGUUCGGAAUCUUUCACCCUAUGUUUCUAACGAACUGUUGGAAGAGGCCUUUAGCCAGUUUGGUCCUAUUGAAAGGGCUGUUGUAAUUGUGGAUGAUCGUGGAAGAUCUACAGGGAAAGGCAUUGUUGAGUUUGCUUCAAAGCCAGCAGCAAGAAAAGCAUUUGAAAGAUGCAGUGAAGGUGUUUUCCUACUGACAACGACGCCUCGCCCAGUCAUUGUGGAACCUCUUGAACAGUUAGAUGAUGAAGAUGGUCUUCCUGAAAAACUGGCCCAGAAGAAUCCAAUGUAUCAAAAGGAGAGAGAAACACCUCCUCGUUUUGCUCAGCAUGGCACAUUUGAGUAUGAAUAUUCUCAACGAUGGAAGUCCUUGGAUGAAAUGGAAAAACAGCAAAGGGAACAAGUUGAAAAAAACAUGAAGGAUGCAAAAGAUAAAUUGGAAAGUGAAAUGGAAGAUGCCUACCAUGAGCAUCAAGCAAAUCUUUUGCGCCAAGAUCUGAUGAGACGCCAGGAAGAAUUGAGGCGCAUGGAAGAACUUCACAGUCAGGAAAUGCAAAAGCGUAAAGAAAUGCAAUUGAGGCAAGAGGAGGAACGGCGUAGACGAGAGGAAGAGAUGAUGAUUCGUCAACGAGAGAUGGAAGAACAAAUGAGACGCCAGAGAGAAGAAAGUUACAGCAGGAUGGGCUACAUGGACCCUAGAGAAAGAGACAUGAGAAUGGGUGGUGGUGGAACAAUGAACAUGGGAGAUCCCUAUGGUUCAGGAGGCCAGAAAUUUCCACCUCUAGGUGGUGGUGGUGGCAUAGGUUAUGAAGCCAAUCCUGGAGUUCCACCAGCAACCAUGAGUGGUUCCAUGAUGGGAAGCGACAUGCGUACUGAGCGCUUUGGGCAGGGAGGUGCGGGUCCUGUGGGUGGACAGGGUCCUAGAGGAAUGGGGCCUGGAACUCCAGCAGGAUAUGGCAGAGGGAGAGAAGAGUAUGAAGGGCCAAACAAAAAACCCCGAUUUUAGAUAGCUAGGCUUUCAUUCCAGUUUGUUUUUGUCUUUUCUUGUUUAGAUACCACUUUUAAAUUCUUGCAUUUUAGUAAGAAAGCUACCUUUUUAUGGAUGUUAGCAGUUUAUUGACCUGAUAUUUGUAAAUGGUCUGUUUGGGCAGGUAAAAUUAUGUAACGCAGUGUUUGAAACAGGAGAAAACAAUUUCUUUUUAUUUACUUUUUUUUUUAACUGUAUAAUGUUUCUCAAGUUAAUGGCAGUGUACCUUGUGCCACUGAAUUUCCAAAGUGUACCAUUUUUUUUACUGUGCUUCGAAUAAAUAGAAAAAUAGUUAUACUGAUCUUCAACUUUGCCAUUCAUGCUUCUCUGCACAUUAGGCUAGGUAUUCCACUUGGAAAGCAUGAGCGUGUCUAGGCCUUUGAGUGGCAUAUGCCAUUUCUGGGAAAUGUAUCUGGAGGCUAAGUAUUCUUUCUACAAAUGGUGGCCCCCCCCUUUUAAAAAGAAAUGCAUAUUGAAAUAGUUAGAUUUGUUUGGCAUUAUAGGAAGCAAGCUGGUGCUAAGCAUUUUUAAAUGGUUAUGUUAGAAAAGUUGAACUGUAAAUCUUAAUUCAGGAACAUGUACUAAGAUUAUGGAAUGGGUAUAAACUACUGGUAGCAAGAGAAAGGGGGCGGGUUAAAUGAUCCCUUAUGGCCCUAUCUAUGAUCCUUUCCUUGAAAGUUUUUGAGAAUGGAAAGAUCAUAUCGUUGCAUUUCCCCUAUUGUUUUGUUUUAAAUGAAUAAAUUCCCAAGCCCUACAAUUGGCUUGUACUGAACUUUUGCAUUUGAAUUAAAGAUUGUUAAACAUGAAGCCUUUUCAUGUAUUACUUCAAGUGAUUUAAAAGAUGGGGAUUUAGUUUGAAAUUUUAACUUGAGAAGAGUUAAGGGUUAGUUAAUUAUAAGGUAUGUUUAGCCUUAUGUACUCCUAAACAUACACCUCCUUGUGCUAUUGAGCAAAAUCUGUAGUCUGAAAAAUGUAUUGGUUCUCUUUAAGAGCUAGUGGUGCCUGUUACCAAGUAGGACUGCCAGUAACCGUUCUCACUAUGGAGUUGACCUGUUUAUAGCAUUCUUCUUAACGUAGCACUAAACCUGGAGAGAGUUGUUCAGGCUCCACAGGAUAAAUACUCUUCCUCCCACCGUAAGCUUGGGGGUGUUUCCAUGAUGUUAGUUGAUUAUCAACUUCCCUGAAUUUCCUUUCACUAGAACAAGAGACUUUCUGACUUGAUAAUAAUAAAGUAGAUUGUUUACUGUUGUCUAUGAGUAUAAUGGGAGCUUGAUUUUCUUCCCAGUGUAAACACGCUAAGAGAAAACUUCUAACAGUACUAAAGUAAUUGAAUGGCUUGGCUCUGUUCUUAGUUCCAUUUCCAUUCAAGUCUAUACAUUAUAGAACUUUCACUAUGGAAUGUCUUCAUCCUUUUCACCUCUAUCCUUGGUGCUAAUUGGCAAAAAAUUCUAAAUCACUUGCUGAGGUUGAGUACUGUGCUUGAGUACAAAAGAACUUUUGUGGAAACAAUUGAGUUCUUCAUGAAUAGGAAAAUACCGUAAUUUUUUUUAAAAGUAAACACUAGUGGAUUAUAAGAAGCAUGUCACCAAAUGGUUUUAUGACUGACAGGUAUAUAUGGUGUAUUAAGGGAGAAAAAUCUACUUUAAAAAUAGAUUAAUUUUUCUUCAUCAGUACACUUGGAAAUAGGUAGUUCCAUCAUAAUUUUAGCAAUCAGAAAGUUUUUGGCCCAAGUGAAGUUAAUAAUUGGUGAUAUAUAAAGGUUUUCUGUACGGAUACAAAGAUCUGGAUUUGAAAGGAGCUCAUUUGGUUGAAUUGUAUAGUAGGGACCUGAGAGGUGUUCAUGGGACACCCAUGGAGGGUGAAUUUGAAUGUAUGUGGGUGGGGGCUGGAGGGGGAAUGGGAAAAUCUGCCUAUAAAAUUAAUGUUUCAGUUUAUUUUUCAGAUUACAUGCCUUUCUUUAUAAGGGAUGCUGGCACAGACCCCUAAAAUAAGCUUUUGGUAGUAGUAUACUACAGAGUGGUGAAGGAUGCUUACAGGAUGAGAUUGUGGCUUUGAUAGCCUUUCUUUAUUGUGGGCUGUAGAGCUGCUAAACCGUGUUUAGCAGAUAAGGUUGCAUAGUGCCAACCGACCGACACUGACUUUGAUCAGUGUACCAAGGGUUGUCAGCUACUGAGACUUGCCAUGAGUCUUACAUGUGAUGGUUUUAGCCUAAGAGUGAAUUGAAAUCAUCUUGAGCAGUUGAACCAAAAGCUAAACAGGAAGCUUAGGGUGGGAGGGGAAGAUACAACAGGACGUAUUUUAGGCAUUCUCCCUUGGAAGAAAUCACCUGCCCCUAUUUCUUCACAUCCUCAAAAUUUUGUUUGCAGGGUAUCCUUGAAAAAAAUACCUCCUUAAAGUUUCAUUCUCUAAGACAGAAAUUUAUUUAAUAGGCAUGCUAUAAGCUGAACCCAUUGACAUACAUUAUGUGGUGAGACCAUAUUCUUUUGUCCUUAGGACAUUAAAUUCCUAAGUACUUUAAAACCCACCACUCUUUAUGUGUGUUGUACCACUAAUAUAAAGAGAUAAUCUGGGAAAAUUGUAAUGUUACACCUGUGCAGUUCUUACAAGUGGCAUAUCAUGGCAGAUAAAAAUUUAGGUACUUGGCUUGGGCAAGCCACAAAGUUGUGGCGAAAUGUUUUGUGGUGUUCUUGGACUGCAAUUGUGCACUAUUAAAGUAGUGGCCUGCUACAUAACUGCAUUUAGCCAGCAUUUCUGCAGUGCGUAACUGUGAGGAACGUAGUACCGCAAAUGGCAAUGGACAUUAGGACCCGGAUGUAGUAUUCCUGCUUGCUCCAAGAUUCUCAUUGCCGACUGCAUCCAGGUAGGUAACAAGCAAUAUAAUCUAACUUGGUGACUUGCUAUGUGCUUUUAUUCCGUGGGCAUUCUGACAUCACACUUCUGACAGUGAAAUAACAGUGCAGCACCUGAUACUUGUAUGAUAAGCUAGGUUAAUUAAAAAUCUGGGGCUGGGGGUAGAGCUGUAAUUUAUUAGGAAUUCAGUGUUGUUGGAGAUCUCAGAAAAAUGCAAACUUGAAUCUUUGGUGUGUCUUGGAAGUUUUGUGGUUUUCUUUAGUUACACUGUAACUGAAGAUAAAAUGGAGCACAUCUGGUGUGGGGGUGGGAGGGAGCCAAACCAUACUUGACCUGGGGUGCUCAUGGCACCUUGAUGAAGACUGUAGUCUGUGUAAUUAGCCUCCUUAGUAGCAAACUUGACCUCCCAUUGGUCAGCAAUGUCUAAUUUCAUUAUGCAAUCUUGAUCAUUGUUUUGCAAGCUGAUUGAAUCAAGACUAAAUGACACAGGGUGGGGGGUGUUUUUUUUUUAUGUAAUGUGAUAAAAUUUUUGUAGGUAUGGGCUUCAUGGGAACACUUGUUGUUACUAACUUGGGCUUAGAUGGGAAUCUUAUGAAUAGUUUAAGUUAUGUGGCUUGUCUGAGUAUGUUUAUACUCUAAACUUGGGGAAAGUAGUGUGAAACACUUGACUUCCUACAGUUGAAACCAUUGGCAAUCAUUCCCUAUCAUAGGACUUCGUCGUCUCUGUAGAAUGAGUGCAUUUGUUCAGAGUAGGUCUUCCUUCCUAGUUUAGGGAUGUGAUUGAUUACAGUCCAAAAUGUUUAAUAAUCACAGGAUUACAUGAGUCUUCAAAGCAUUUUCCUUUGUUGCUUAGGACUUGAGCUUUCUAUCAGCUGUUGUUUAGAUCUCACUUCAGUUUAACCUUGGUGUUUAGGUAGCAUGCAUGAGAAACAGCUUCCACUCAUAAUGCUUUCUGUUCUAUAACUGGAAAGUUUGGUUCAUUUUGCAUACGUGCCGCUGAAAACUUCAGGACUGUGAGAAUUCUCUUUCACUGUAUCAAGAAAAAUGGCUUGCUUUUGGUCAGGCAAGUCAGAUGGUGGGGCAGAUUUGUAUUUACUCCAAACAACCAACUUGUGAUUACUGACAGAUGAAAGCAAUGGUGACUUAGCUCCUUAUACCAUACAAACCAUACAGUGUGACAUGAGUAUCACUAACCUACCUACCUGGAACCCUGAUGGGGACAUUGCAGGGUCAUAGUCUGUUAAAUCGGUAGCACAGGCUUGCUACCGUGGCUCAGUUAGCGAUUUUGAAUGUUAACAAGAGCUCAGGUUUAUUCUUCUGAACAGUAACAACUUUUGUAGAGAAUAUACUUGAUAAAAUAUAUAGACUUAGGGAAUUUGGGGUGGGGUUAUUUUUCUUCCCCUUGGUCUGCUUUAAGAUUAGGCUUUUGUAUUUCAGAAUGAGAAACCACUGACUUUAUGUAGAUUUGUGCUAGUUUAAUUUGUGUGUAGGUGUAAAUUGUGAAUAUUACAGUACAUUGGGAUUUUAAAACACUUAAAAAAAAAACUGGGAAUUAAAUGGGUUCCAGUAUACUGAGGUGCUUGCAUUGUAUUUCAUAAUCUUGUUGCAACCAAAAUAAUUGUUUUUUAAAUGAAAACCUACGUUCAGAGGUGUGGUGCCAGAAUGUAUUAUCGUACUGUUAGGCCCUUGGAGCAGAUCCCGGUGCUUUCUGAAAGAUGAAAGAGAUGUAAUGGGUGCUCUUGAUAUAAGGCUGCUUGCAGCCUCCCAGCAAUGCAUACUCUCACUCUCCCUAAUGAAGAGAUGUGUGUGAUUAGUUUUGGACUUUAACCUUAACGGGGGUGCAUGUCUCCUAUUGUUAAUCAUUGUCAGCUGCAGUGACAUGAUCCACAGUCGUCCUGCAUUACUAUUACUGCUGCCUUUGUGUUAAUGAUUUCGGAUAGGUUUUAGAGCUGGGGUGUUUGUUCUGAGCCUUUUCUUGGUUUUGGCUUUAGCUGAUAAUGUUUAGUGCUGUCUAGCUAGUGCAGUUCUCAAAUGGCUCCCUACCAGGGAGAGAAUCCAGAGGAUUUAACUGCUCCUUAUCUGUCAUUGCUGCUAGAUAAUGAUUGGCAAUGUUUUAGACACAAAUGUGGAAAUCUCAACAGCUGUUGGUAAACAACAAAUCAUAAAAUGUUUUUGAACACCAGUGCUGGAGAAAAAAGAAAAAUGAAGGUGAAAAGGGCCUGGAUAUAGAAUGGGAAUAAUUUUAGAAUGGGGAGAGAAUGCAAAACAAUAUAGUAUCCCUUAUGGGUGGUCCAUGUGCAACAGAGAACUCUUCCAUAUACCUGCGGCAGUAACGAUACAGGGGGGAAGACAAACCUGGAACUUGAAUUGAAGGCUGAGCUUUCUGUUUCUUGUGCACUGUGCCAGGUAUAUAGUGAGGGCCAUUGACUUUUCCUCAGAAAAACUUUCCUUGCUGUUGGAGUAAGGCAUAGCUCCCCUGCCCUAACUGAAAACACAGUGAGGACUUGGAGACCAAAGAUUGAGGCAAACAUAGGCUUGCAGGGUAAAGAACUGCAGUGUUGUGUGCUGUGGGAAAGGGUCAAAGCACUCUUCUUGGAGGUAUUCUACCUAAGAAAGACACAACGAAUUGACUGGGGAAGCGGUAUGCUGUAGAGCUCACAGCUCAGUCAGGUAGACGUUGGCACACACCUUCACAUAAGGGAUAGUAUAUUUUGGGGUACAGUCAAACUUCAUUGUGCUCAGACUGGUGAAACUAGAAAUGAGGCUUUUGCAUUUUAAAGAAGAUAGUUUUCAUCCUAAUUCUGUCAUCUACUUAUUACUUACAGAAAGAAUAAUUUUAGAUUCCCCCCAUAAAGUUUCUUCCUUUUUUUUUUUUUUUUUUUUUUUUAAAAUGCUAUAACUUAUUCCAGUCUUUAAUCUCUGGGAUUUUGCUCUUUUAAAUUUGGAAGUUAACUAGCAUUUUUCAAGCCUUUUAUCUUACACCCUUGUCUUUUAUAUUAACUUUUUCUUAUUAUUCUUUAGGUGAGAAUGAUUGAUGUUGGCUGAUUUUGGCGUCUCUACUUGAAGUGGAAUCAGAUGUUUCUUCUCAAGACAUCACACAACAUGGGCCAGCCAAGAAGAAAAGCCACAUGUGUAGCCUGACAGAUAGUCUAGGAUCAAGUGAGCUGUGUCAGAAAAUGAGUCAAGAUGAAAGAGGAAUGAACUUACUGCCAUUUAAUAAAGAUUUUAAAAUCUUGA
Peromyscus californicus insignis is the source of this 8360-nucleotide messenger RNA. RefSeq names its product splicing factor proline and glutamine rich (gene Sfpq). Gene Ontology annotation, molecular function: RNA binding. The record is from RefSeq and is a predicted model, not a curated record. Gene Ontology annotation, biological process: regulation of DNA-templated transcription. Gene Ontology annotation, cellular component: nucleus. NCBI's taxonomy places the organism in Eukaryota, Metazoa, Chordata, Mammalia, Rodentia, Cricetidae.